Haemonchus placei is the source of this 582-nucleotide messenger RNA. Lineage: Eukaryota; Metazoa; Nematoda; Chromadorea; Rhabditida; Trichostrongylidae. The record is from the annotation of a GenBank genome assembly.
AUGAUUCUUAGCGAUAAUUUAGAUGAGCUCGCAUGGUUGGAAGAAGACGAGGAUGAAUUUGGUCCAGCCAAUUUUUCAAAGUUUUGCAAUGUUUGCAAUCGAGAUGCUCCUAUUCGGAGUCACCACUGCCCCUUUUGUAAAAUUUGUGUUUUACGGAAGGAUCAUCAUUGCUUCAUCACUGGUGCUUGUGUGGGUCUUGGAAAUCAACGCUAUUUCAUCACUUUUCUUUUUUGGUGUUGUAUAGGACUGGUAGUUGGGGCACGGUAUGCCAACUCCCCUGUUCAUAAUAUUUUCUCUUUUGGGAUUCCUUGUUACAGUUCUCCGCUAGGGUUCAUAUACUGCAUCGGUCCAGUGGCGGUUAUACGAUGGAUCAUUGGUUAUACCGGUUUUCUUCACGCUUUCGUGUGCACAGUAUUUUCUUUCAUGAUUGCCAGCAUAGUAGCAGCCGGAGCAUUUUUCGUGAUGCAGAUUUAUUACACGAGUUAUGGGUAUACAAUGUACGAGUAUCAUAGCAGCGUAAGAGACGUGUUCGACGGUGAUGGGCAAGUCAUUCUUUCGAAACUAGCCAUAUCAGCUCACUGA